This is a messenger RNA of Danaus chrysippus (African queen), 1746 nucleotides long. NCBI's taxonomy places the organism in Eukaryota, Metazoa, Arthropoda, Insecta, Lepidoptera, Nymphalidae. The record is from the annotation of a GenBank genome assembly.
AUGGGUUCUCGUAAAGUAACAACGAAAAUUAUAAACUCUCCUGAUAGUUGCGUGGAUGAUAAUCUUCGUGGGCUGGUGGCGCUAUACCCUCAGAUACAGCUGCACCCUAAACACAGGGUGCUCACUUUAAGAAGAAAGGAUGACUCUGGCAGAGUAGCUAUCAUGGGAGGAGGUGGCUCCGGUCAUGAACCAUUUACAGCAGGUCUUAUAGGUGAGGGUAUGUCGGACGGAGCGGUGGCUGGCGGUGUGUUCGCCUCGCCACCUACAGGAAACAUCUUGUACGGAAUCACACAGCUUUAUAAAUACAAUUCUGGUGGUGUUCUGGUGUUGCUAGGAAACUAUACAGGAGACAGAUUAAAUUUCGGCAAGGCUUUCGAAAAAGCUAAGAUGGCUGGAAUUAAGGUUGAAGGAAUCAUAACGGGUGAGGACGUCGCCUCUAGCCACAACAAAACCGGUGGAAGAGGUAUGUGUGGCGAAGUAUUCAUCUAUAAGAUGUGCGGAGCGAUGUCUGCCAAAGGAAGUGAUUUAGAAUCUAUAAGAAGCAUGGCUGAGAGCGUUAAUAAAAAUAUGGCAACCUUAGGAAUUUGUCUGACUGCAUGUUCUUUGCCAGGUCAACCCCCUUUGUUCGAGACCAACCCUGGCGAGAUGGAAGUAGGAGCCGGAGUUCACGGGGAGGCCGGGGUGGAGAAGAGGAAGGUGGGCACCGCCCGGGAGACGGUCGGCAUGAUCCUGGACAAGAUAGUAUCUCAUCUCAAACUAAGGUCUGGUAACAGAGUGGCGGGCAUGAUAAAUAAUAUGGGCGGCACCUCCUUGCUGGAAAUGAACAUCGUGGCAUCUGAAAUCAAGGAUUACUUGGAUUCCAAACAGAUUAAAAUGGAACGUCUCUACUCCGGUCAUCUGAAGACUUCAUUGGAAAUGCAGGGCUUUCAAAUCUGUCUUUUAAAUCUCAGUCAUGAUGAUGGUGACUUCUGGCUCGAAUUGUUGGACGCUCCGACUACAUCUGCGGUCUGGCCUGGGGGACCUCUGUCACGAGGGGAACCCGGGCCUCAUGAAGACGACGACAGCUUGGUAGAAUCACGAGAUGAUAAGAUGAUCUCGGGUCCAAUAUUCUCUAACUCCGAGCAAGAGCUGAUGAAGUCUAGUCUAUUGAAAGCUUGUCAAGAUUUGGUCAACAUCGAGAAGCAGCUUAACGAGUUGGACUCUGGUUGUGGCGAUGGAGACUGUGGGAUUACUCUUAAGAACUUUGCUCAAGGGGUUCAAGGUUACCUAUCUUCGGGCAGUCUAGAGCGACCAGCUCGUGUGUUAUGGCAACUAUCUGAAUUGGCGGAAGCGGAUAUGGGAGGGACUUCCGGAGGACUCUACAGCUUGGGAUUGUCUGCUGCUGCGGCGGCGCUGUCCAAAGCCACAGCAAACGAUAGGAAUACAUGGUUAUCCGCGUUGGAUGGUGCUAUAUCUGCCAUCAGUAAAUACGGAGGAGCCGAGCCGGGAGAUAGGACGAUGUUGGACCCUCUGCAUCAGGCGGCCGUAGCGUUCAAACAAAACAUCAACAGCGAUUUAAAAACAUUGCUUUCGUCAAUGAAGGAAGCAGCAGAAAAAGGCGCCAGAGACACCGCUCAUAUGGUUGCGAGAGCUGGUCGCGCGUCCUACGUGAGUCAGAAUCGUCUCCGGGACGAGGAUGCAGGGGCUCGAGCCGUCUCUUGUUGGAUAAAGGCAUUACUGGACACCAUAAUGUCAAACAAAAACUAA